Messenger RNA from Trichobilharzia regenti, 3505 nucleotides. Lineage: Eukaryota; Metazoa; Platyhelminthes; Trematoda; Strigeidida; Schistosomatidae. The record is from the annotation of a GenBank genome assembly.
AUGGUAACAAAGGCGUCUAACAGGCGCUGGAACUGAUUCGGAAUGGAAAACCAUGAAAAAUUUUUUGAACUAGAAGAAAGAAUCAAAGUUUAUGAAGCUGAGAUUAAAAAAAAGGAUGAAUUAAUUCAAAAGUUAUCCAGUAUGGAUAUUGGUGAGGUUGAACAUGUGAAGGAGUGUGAUAACCAUAAGAAAGUGGAUGAAUCUAAUGAACAGCAUCAAACACUCAUAAGGCGUGAAGAACUCGCAGCUUUAAGAAGUAAAGUUGAACAGUUAUGUGAAAAAACAUUAAGCCAAGAUGUUGAAAUAAAGGCAAAAUCAACUCUUCUCACAAAAGCUGAGUCAGAUCUAUUCAAGUUAACACAAAAACAAAAUGAAUUAUUAGCUGAGAAUGAAAAACUUCACAAACAACUAGUAGAUAGUAAAACAGACAUGAAUAAAAGUUCAACUGAAUAUGAAAUGUGCAAUAAAAAGUUGAAUGAAUUAAAACAACUAUUGAAAAAUGAACAAGUUAAAACAGAUGAAUUGAAAAAACGUUUAACUAAACAAUUAGAAGAGAAAGAAAAUGCAGAUUAUAAACUUGUAGAAACUGAAAAACGCUUAGAAAACUUCAUAACAAAAAUGAUUCAUAUAUUCGAUACAUUUUUCCAAAAUAAAGAACACUUGAACAUUACUGAGUGGAAUGAUGAAAGAAAAUUGGAAGACUUGAUAACAAAAGCUAAAGAUGUUGUCAAUGAAAAUUUAAAAAACAAGGGAUACAUACAAGAUUUAAUGGAUAGAUUACAAAAACGUGAAGCUGAAAAUGCUGAACAACAGCGUAAUGCAAAUCGUUUGGGUGAACUAUUGACUAAAAAUGUUUAUUGUGAAAAAGAAAACAAAGGUUUAACUCAGGAAUUGGAAUAUAUUCGACAAAAUGAAAAGAUGUUAGAAGAUCGUUGUCGUGUAUUGUCCAGAGAAUUAAUUGAUUCACAGAUUCAUAUUAGAGAAUUAGAGAAACAGCUAGCAGAGUCAACUCAGAAAGCUGAAAGGCACAACUGGAUAAAUCAAAACAGAUUUGAUGAAGAGAAUGCAUUGUUCCGAAAUUCAUUAGCAUCGAUGCUUUCAUACAAUAAUUAUCAGUGUAGUCCAACUGAAUUAUCAAUAAAAGAAAGUAUUAGAAAGCUAAUGAGUGACUUUCAAGAACAGAAAGAUUUAUGUUCACGACUUGAAGUUCGGUUAUCUGAUACGCAAGUUCGCUUAGAUAAUUCUCAGACGAGGAAAUAUGACGUUGAUCGUGCAUUGGAGAGAACAGAGCGUGAAUGUCUGGAGUUACGCGAACAGAUUCGCCGUUUAGAAACCGAUCUUACAAAUUCUGACCUAGUAAAACAAGAACAACGCUCAGAGAAACUAAAGAUUUUCUCCUAUCUCUGUCAACUAGCAGCCAAAGUAAGAAUAGAUGAAAAAGUUGCUUCAGCAAUGAGAUUCGAUGAAUUACAAGAAGUGCUUGCAACCAGAAUUGGACAAAUUGUUACUGGUGAAUAUGCCAUGUUGAGUGAUGUUCAAGCAAAUGCUGAUCGUGUUAAUGGAUUAAAUCGAAAAGUUAAACGACUACAAGAUAAAUUAGCUAGUAGAGAGAUACAAUUAGGUUUAUGGAAAGAAAAAGCUGGCAAAUUAGAAGAUCAGCUAUCCGGUAUGAAUGAAACUGAAAUGAAAGCUCAGGCAAAUAAAAUUGCUGCUGAAAAAUCUGCUGUCAAUGCUAGACGAUCAGAAUUAGAAGCUUCUCGACUUAAAGAUGAGUUGACUCGAUUAAGAGCAGACCUAUUAGAUUUUAGUGAUGCUAAAAUCAAUCUAAUUAAAUAUGAAGAGAAGAUAGCUGAAUUAACUAAAUCAAAUAAUGAUCUAGAGUGUAUACGUCAAAGUCAAGCGAAUAAAAUAGCUGAGCUAACAGAAAAAUUAGAAAUACAAACAACAGAUGAAGGCGAUGCUCGUAUUAGACUAGAAGAAGAAUGUAAACACCUGAGGAGUGAAUUACAAUCAAUGAGAAAGACACUGGAACAACUUCAACGUUCUGAAAGAGAGCUUUUAGAAUUCAGAGCACUUGUUGGCCGUCUUCUUGGCUUAGAUGUUGAAUUACUCACAAUACCUAAUUAUGAUAUAAUUAGUCGUUUAGAAAAUAUUAUAACGCAUCAUCAAUUUGUAAAAGACAAUUCCAUGACAUGCAUGCAUGAUAUGCAUUCACCUAGUAGAAAAUCACGUCCGCUGACUAAAGAUACUGGAUCCUAUCGUUGUAUGACAGCAGAAUACAUGGCUGGACCACACACAGCAAAGACUAGAUCAAAACAAGCUUGGGUUAAUACAAGUGAGGAUUCUUCAAGAAAUUUCAAUUGGUCUAGUUGUGCAGUUAGAGAUUCAUCAGAUAAACGUGGAGAAAAAAGUUGCCUACCAGAAGGUGUAAAACAUGAUCCAAGAAAGUAUUAAUUCUGUCAUAUUACUCAUAAUAAGGCAUCUUUGUUAAUGUGAAGCAGUCAGUCUGAUAUCUAUCUAUCUUUCUGUCUGUCUAUCCAUCUUUCUAUCUAUCUAUUUAUCUGUCUGUUCAUUUUUCUGUCUACCUGUUUAAAUCUGCUGAAGAAGCUGUGGCUUACACGGCGAAACGUUCAGAAAAAUCUUGUUUUGAUUUUCUUAACACUCUGGGAUUAAUUUAAAUAAUUCAUAAUGUAUCUGGGUUAUCUGCCUAUCUGUCUGUCCAUUUUUCUGUCUAUCUAUCUGCCUAUUUGUCUGUCUGUUUACCUAUCUAUCUGUCUAUCUAUCUUUCCAUCUGUUUGUCUACCAAUCAAUCCAUCUAUCUACCUAUAUUGCUAUAUGAAUCAAAUAUUAUUAGUAGCAAUACUGACUUUUUGUUCAUUUGUCUAAUGUUUAUUUCUUUAUCUAUAAAUAAUGGUAUUAAUUGAAUUAGGUGUCUUUCUAUUUAGAUUAUUCUACAUAAAACAGAUCUGAAUUUGAUUAUCUAUUCCAUAAACUGUUUUUCUUAUCUUCAGUACUUUUUUUGUUUAAAAAAAGCACCACAACAACAUUAAUACUUUGUCUAAAAAGGGUGUAUUCAUAACGAUUUGUAGAUUUAUUUUCUAUUAUUUGAAGUAAACGUAUUACCAACUGAUUUGUUAUAUAUUAUUAUAUUCCGGAAACAAAAGUGGAAGUUGUUCUAAUAUUCCAAAUUUUAUUCAUUGUUCAAUAGAUUGAGAAAGAGAGAAAAAACAUUAGCAACAAUUGGAUAGUGUGAAAUUCAGAUUAAAUCUUAAUCAUGUCAAUUUAACAUGCUGCUGCUUUUUUUCUUCGUUUAAUGAAGAAUAACGAGGGUAAAUUAGGCGUAAUUCGUUUUAUUGAUUGGAUGACAUGUUGUAUAAAACAGUAAGUGAUUAUAAUGUGCAUCGGUGGCACAGUGGUUAUGACUCUCGCCCACCAUGCACAUGGUCCGAGGUUCGACCCCCUGCCGACGCACACCUGAUAUCUAUGGUCUGACUGCAAAAUUUGG